AUGCCGCAUCAAAAAGCCGUGGUGAAGACUACCGACAUGCCGGAUGAUAUGCAGCAGUUUGUUGUGGAGGUUGCCUUUGCAGCGAUAAAAACGGGCGCGGAUAAUCAGGGCAUCGCCAGUUACGUCAGAGAUGCAGUACGCCACGAGUAUCCGGGCAACUGGCAUUGUAUAGUAGGCACCAACUUUGGCAGUGAAGUGAUACAUGGGAAGCGCGGGCUAAUAUUCUUCAAGCUCGAUAAACACGGCAUCCUGCUUUUCCGGACGGUAUAG
Molecule: messenger RNA, 270 nt
Organism: Echinococcus granulosus
Lineage: Eukaryota; Metazoa; Platyhelminthes; Cestoda; Cyclophyllidea; Taeniidae
Product: Dynein light chain LC6, flagellar outer arm
Exons: 2
Coding region: 1-270 (89 amino acids)
Biological process (GO): microtubule-based process
Cellular component (GO): dynein complex
Molecular function (GO): dynein intermediate chain binding; dynein light intermediate chain binding
Source: RefSeq, a predicted model, not a curated record